Suillus plorans is the source of this 4245-nucleotide messenger RNA. RefSeq lists its product as uncharacterized. Bases 1 to 4170 code for a protein of 1389 amino acids. Lineage: Eukaryota; Fungi; Basidiomycota; Agaricomycetes; Boletales; Suillaceae. The transcript has 10 exons. Gene Ontology annotation, biological process: signal transduction; actin cytoskeleton organization. Gene Ontology annotation, cellular component: cytoplasm. The record is from RefSeq and is a predicted model, not a curated record.
AUGUCGUUUGAUUCAGAAACGGCUCGUCUGCGCAAAGAGCACGAUGGUUCAUCUCAUCUCGGUGGUUCUAUUUAUGCUCCACCGACAACCACUACUCGCCUACCUGAUCGUCCCCUUUUUCCUACCAGAGCUUCUACCCUUGGCUCUACCCAGGACCUCAACCGUAAUAAUCUUUCCGUGAAGCAUGAUCUAGUCCCUCAUGCUUAUAGUGAUGACUUGAAUCAUGCCCACUCGAGCAGGCCUUAUGAUUCAAAUGGUAUCCCCGCUUCUCUCCCGCCUCCAUCUCCCGCCUUUCGUUCGCGUAGUCGUCCUACCACCCCCAAUGGCUCCACUCCGUAUAAUCUUGUCUCAUACACCGAAAGGAAUGUAGAGUUGAAGCGUCGAGACAGUGUAAUCUCAUAUUCCUCCGGACACUCUGCGUCCUCCAGUUCUAGUUCUCCAAACAAGACUGGUCCCAUGACAUCCACUUCCUCUGCGACAUCCACUAACAUCUCACAAUCACCUUGCUCCGCAUGUGGAAACACGAUGCAAGGUGCUUUCGUCCGCGCAUUAGGCACUGUAUACCACUUGAACUGCUUUAAAUGCUUGGAUUGCGGCGAUGUCGUCGCGUCAAAGUUCUUUCCUAUUGAUGGGCCUGAUGGUAAACAACAUCCCCUCUGUGAACGGGAUUACUUCCGUCGCCUGAAUCUUAUAUGCGCCAAAUGUGGACUUGCUCUCCGAGGCAGCUAUAUUACGGCAUGCAACAAGAAGUAUCAUGUGGAACACUUCACUUGCUCCCUGUGCCCAACCCUUUUUGGCCCACAGGACUCCUACUAUGAGCACGAUGGGGACGUUUAUUGUCACUUCCACUACUCGACACGUUUUGCGACAAAAUGUGCAGGUUGCAGCAGCGCCAUCCUGAAGCAAUUCGUUGAGAUAAAUCGCAACAUGAGGGACGAGUGCUGGCAUCCAGAAUGUUACAUGAUCAAUAAGUUUUGGAACGUCAAAGUAGUUUCACGGAGAUCGAGCGUGUUGAUUAAUGAUGGGUCGGAAUUGGAGCCAUCCUACGUCGAGGAAGAGAAGCGUGAAACUCCCACUACAUUGAAGGACAAGCAAAUCAGGAUGGAACAGCUGGUCUAUCGCAUUUGGACGGUUCUCUCGGCGUUCGAGGAAUCAAGCGCUGCGUGUAUAUCUGAUAUGCUACGACAGGUCAGCAACGGACAAUAUCUUGAUGCCAUCAGGAUGGCCGAGAAGUUUAUUCUACAUGUGGAAGUCUUAUUCGGCACCAUCGAUGACCUUGAAUGCCAUUCCGCUAGGCUUAACUUGAAAGGAAUGUCUCAUGUCCGAGAAGCCCGCAUGCUUUGCCGAAAAACGGUUGAUCUGUUCACCCUUCUUUCACGUACCCAGGAAACUGGGUCGCGCAGAAUGGGGAUGACUCAGGAACUACUUGCACUCGUGACAGGAAUAGCCCAUUACCUUAAGAUCCUCAUUCGAAUAGCAUUAACGGGCGCACUAAAACUGGAGAGGGAACAAAGCGUCCGAGAGGCUAUGCCAUCAUUCCUCGAUAAGCUACAUUUGCUCGCGGUGCAAGGUGGCGACCCAGCGGCUCGCCGGAUCAUUAAAGGUGGAAGUGGUGAGGUUAUGAGAGGAGGAAAUAUUGGCACACAGGGUGUCACUUACGGCUUCAGGAGUCUGGCACCAGAACAUGCAGGAGAAUCCCCGUUCACAGCGAACUCGCCAUCUCGGUUGACAGUCACCAAUCCGCCUUCAGACCGGUGCGUCAAGUGUACACAAGCAGUAGAAGAAGACUGUGUUCGGUUGGGAACUUAUCAGCGUUGGCACUCCCAGUGUCUGCAAUGCGCCAGGUGUGACAAGGUAGCUGCUAUUCCGGCACCGAAAGAGCCGACGCCACCCAAGUCCCCAGAAGAUAAAGACAAAGAUAAAGAAAAGGAAAGGAGCGAAAAGGACCCAUCGAAGCCAUCUUCUGUUCGAAGACCACCGGCAAAUGUCGGCAUCUUUGUGUACGAGCUUGAUUCGGUCAAGGACAUCCCUUCAUAUGGUGAAGUGCCUACCGUUAUCCUGUGCACAGACCACGUGCAUCCAGGGUGUCGAGAUGGAUUCCAGGCUGUCUCUCGGCUGGAGCAGUAUGCGUUUCUGCUCAACAUUGCAUUGCGUAGGUUGUACCUGGUUUUAAAGCAACAGGGCGUGGUUCCUGUGUCACCAGGUAUGUUCCGAUCUCUCAUACUCGAUGUUCUGCAUCGUAAGCGUGUAUUGUCAGUUGCUUCUACGACGCCAAGCAUCAACCCCAAGUCAGGGGACCAAGAUCCCUAUCGUAACUCUGGCGAUAUAAUGCGCAUGAAAUCCGUACAUCUGGAUCGAAAGCUAUCUGCUACAGCACGGCUACCCAAACGAUCAACGAUCGUGGAGAGUCCAUCAGGCAAAACUGUCCAGCCCUCGGAGCCACUGCAUGCUCAACGAUCGCAACAAGAUAUCAAAACCCCACAACCUCAGAGGGCGCCUCCACCAGGGACGCUGGUUCCAGGGCGUCAGCCCUCCCAGCCUGGCUCCUCGGGGAUACCAUCACAACCUCCUUCACGGGCGCAAACUCGUACUCCUGGUACACUGGACACAAGUUAUCAAGCGCAAGUAGUUCGUUCUACUAUCGGACGGAGCAACACAGAGGUGAAGAUAGUGGAUGAGUCGGUACCAAACUCUCCAGCAGGUGGCCCAGACGAUGCCCCGUUACACACCCCUGAUGACGGUAUUACGUUAGCUGACAUACCUCAGUUGAUGGAGGCCGCGCAAGCUCGCGAACAGCAGCGCUCAUUACCGCGCCAGAGCACGGUACCGCAUGUCGCCGAGUUGAGCGCACUCGAACUUACUAUCGUCAAACACUCUGCUGUCCUUGCCCUCCAGCGAUCUCCGCUUCGGGAUCAGCUUGAAUUGGAUGAGUUGCUCGAACUGGUUGAGACAAAAAAGGGAGGCUUCUGGAAACAGCUGUUCAAAGCUGGAGACAAGAAGAACGUCAAAAAGAAGGGCGUUUUUGGUGUUCCACUUGAGCUCCUAGUUGAGAAAGAAGGGUCAGAUUCCUUAUUGGGAGCCAGCCGUGCAACCUUGAGGGUGCCAAGCUUUAUUGAUGAUGUUGUCUCAGCCAUGAGGCAGAUGGAUAUGUCGGUGGAGGGCGUCUUCCGCAAGAAUGGUAAUAUCAGGCGGUUGAAGGAUCUCACGGAGGCCAUCGAUCACGACUUAUCAUCAGUAGAUCUCACGCAGGACAACCCGGUGCAAUUGGCUGCUCUCUUGAAGAAGUUCCUCCGCGAACUGCCGGAGCCACUCAUGACGUUCAAGUUACACCGAUUACUGAUUGCAUCGCAGUCCCUUUCUACAGAGGCAGAGCGGAGGCGUUGUCUCCAUCUAGUUUCCUUGCUUCUUCCCAAGAGCCAUCGUGACACCAUGGAGGUGCUAUUUGUGUUCCUCAAAUGGGUGGCGUCGUUCGCACACAUGGAUGAGUCCACUGGUAGCAAGAUGGACCUAUCAAACCUAGCAACGGUCAUAUGUCCUAGUAUCUUAUACUCACGCGGGCGUGACGCCGUUCGAGACGAGAGCUUUGGGGCUAUUCGCGUAGUAACCUCGUUACUCGAGAACCAGGAUGAGUUUUAUUUGGUUCCCGAGGAGUUCCUGCCUAUCCUCCAUGAUCAGGAAUAUUUCUCAAAUAGCACUGAGCUACCAAGCAAAGAUUUCAUGAAGAAAUGUGACAUGUACAUGCGCCUCAGAGCAAACGGGCGUCCACCAUUGGCAUCAAUGGGUUCGCCGAACCUUACCAACCCACCCCGCGUUUCGCCACCCGGAGAUCGACCACCGUUGACAUCAAUUUCGAGUGAACCUCAUAUACGGAAUGGCCGACAGCAGUCGCCCCAUCCACAUCCAGGUAUCAUUCAUUCACCCACCUCGUACACUUCUCCUACGCAUCCAACUUCCCUAUCGCAAGGCGCAGCUAUGAUCCAGGGCCAGCAACAACCUCGUUAUCCCCAGCCGAUCGAGACAGAUUGGCCCACUGCUCAACGACCCAUCACUGGUACCAUAUCUUCAUCUCCUCGACCAUCGUCCUACGUGCAUCCGCGAAGUAGCGGGGAGCACCUACACUCGUCAUCGCCGCCCAACGGAGUUCCUGCUACCGCAGCGCCCCGACGAUGACCUCGUUGGACUCUAGAUUCUGUCAUCAUAAUGGCGACUCACUUCCACUCUUUUGCCUUGCUGUGCAUUGCCGCU